Erinaceus europaeus (western European hedgehog) is the source of this 4307-nucleotide messenger RNA. It is a transcript of the gene SACK1C, whose product is annotated as family with sequence similarity 83 member C. Lineage: Eukaryota; Metazoa; Chordata; Mammalia; Eulipotyphla; Erinaceidae. The transcript has 4 exons. Gene Ontology annotation, biological process: epidermal growth factor receptor signaling pathway. Bases 134 to 2374 code for a protein of 746 amino acids. The record is from RefSeq and is a predicted model, not a curated record.
CUGGGGGCCUACCACAUACAGGGCAGGCGGGCAGGAGGGCAGGAGGCAGUUCUGUUAGGUCUUCCUGCUGCAGCCAGCACAGGGUGCUGGUCAUGGAUCCCGCUGGUGGGUGAGGACAGACAGAUAGGGAGGCAUGUUCAGCAGCCUGGGGCCUGGGGCCCUGAGCACCCAGGGCAUGGCGGGACCCCUGCGGGGCCGUGUGGAGGAACUGAAGCGGCCAUGGUGGCGAGAGAGCUCACCACUGGUGCUACAGCACAGUGAGGCGGCCCGGCUGGCGGCCGACGCGCUUCUGGAGCGGGGAGAGGCCGCCUACCUGAAGGUCAUCUCUGAGGAGCGGGAGCUGCCUUUCUUGAGUGCCCUGGAUGUGGACUACAUGAUCAGCUAUGUACGCGGAGGCCCUGAGCUCAGUGAGGACCAGGGGCCAGAGAUCUCAGGACCUGACCAUCUCAGCCUGCUCUCAGAAAUCACCUCUGGCACUUAUUUCCCCAUGGUCUCCGACAUAGACCCCCCAGACCUGGACCUGGGCUGGCCUGAGGUCCCCCAGGCCACAGGCUUCAGCCCCACCCAGGCCGUGGUCCACUUCCAGCGGGACAAAGCCAAGAACAUCAAAGACCUUCUGCGAUUCCUCUUCAGCCAGGCCCGCAAGGUGGUGGCUGUGGUGAUGGAUGUGUUCACCGACAUGGACCUCCUGUGUGACCUCAUGGAGGCCUCAAGCCGCCGCGGUGUCCCUGUCUACCUGCUCCUGGCUCAGGAGCAUCUGAGGCACUUCUUGGAGAUGUGCUACAAGAUGGACCUCAAUGGGGGACACCUUCCGAACAUGCGUGUGCGGAGUACCUGUGGGGACACAUACUGCAGCAAGGCCGGCCGCCGCUUCACUGGGCAGGCCCUGGAGAAGUUUGUCAUCAUUGACUGUGAGCAGGUGGUGGCAGGCAGCUACAGCUUCACCUGGCUUUGUAGCCAGGCCCACACCAGCAUGGUGCUGCAGCUCAGGGGCCGCAUCGUGGAAGACUUUGACCAGGAGUUCCGCUACCUGUAUGCCGAGUCGAGACCUGUGGAGGGCUUCUGUAGUGGUGAGGAGCCCCUGUCUCCCCGGGUUCAGUGCCCUCCUCCUGUAGCUCCAGCCUUCGGACCUGGCAUCCCAAGCCCCACGUCUUCAUCGCCCUCCAACACCAGCCUCAGCAGCAUCAAGUGCUCGCCUCUCAUGGGCCGCUCCUGCUACCUUGCUCUGCCAGGAGGUGGUGGCUGCAGUGACACAGGUGUUGGGUCCUCAUCCCGGGGCCCAGCCUGCCGAGAGGCAAGUGGCCAGCCCUCCCUGCAGCGCCAGCUAUCAGAUCCAAACCAUGGCUCCUCACCAGGCCCCUACAAGGCCAACCUGGGCAAGCUGGGUGCGUCCCCAUGGUCCCAGUCCUCACCAGCCCUCAACCAAAAUAAUGCCAGCCCCUUGGCCCUAGCAGUGGGGUCACCUCUGCUUCCUCACCUGCGCCCCCUCUUGUCCUUCCCCCGGGGUAUCCCAGUCUUGUCCCGUCUCCCAGAGAACGGGGUUCCUGGAAUCCAGGAGUGUAGCCCUUCACGAGGUCGGUGGGUACCCGGCACAGCCCUGGAGACAGUGGAGGAGAAGAAGGUGCCUCUGAGUCAGAGCCAUGGCCAGUUAGAUCUCCUUGUCCCCUUUCCCAGGGCCCGAGAUGUAGGAGGCUUUGAUUCCGGGGCUACCUCCAACUCAGGUUCCCUUGGGGCUGGUGAACAGGCCCCUGAGGAUAAGAGGUUAUCCCCAGGUCAGAGAUACAGUCAGCUGGAUCUGCUACCCCAGGCCCAGAAUUCUGGGGGUGCCUCUGAGCCAGGUUCCUCCAGGCCUGGAAACCAGACCCCAGAAGACAAGAGGCUGUCCCCAAACCAUAGCCAUGGGCAGUUGGACCUCUUGGUACAGUACCCCAAAAUUGGGGGCUCCAGAGUGCUCCCUGAAGGCAACUCCUCAGCUAGGGCUAGCAAGCAGACUCCAGAUGAGCGACGGCAGACCCUGGGCCACAGCCAACUAGACCUCAUCACAAAGUUUGGCCCCUUCCGAGGUGAAGGGCCAGGACCCAACGCUCUCCCUAGGCCCAGCCCUGUUCGCAAGGCUGGAGUGGGUUCCGGGGAGGAGAAGCGGCUGACUCUGGGCCACAGCAAGCUGGACCUCAUCACCAAGUACCACCAGCUACAGGGUGCCAGGCAGGGAACUGAACCUGGCCUCCCUGCAAGCCCCACAGGUGGCCAUCACAACAGUGGUGGUAUGUUUGGGGAUGAGAAACGGCUGACCCUGGGACACAGCAAACUGGACCUCAUCACUAAGUACAACAAGUCCAAGUUCAAGUUGCUUCGAAGUCGCUUUGAGUCCUAGCCCUUCUCCCAGCAGGCACAUGUCCUUCCUCCACCCACAGAGAUGCUAGACUUAUUUGCGUCUUGGACUGUAGGGUGGAGGCCCAGGCAAGGUCAACAUGAGGCAGAGAGGGUGUUUAGAAACCUGGAUUAGACACUGCCUCUGCUCAGGAUUCUUGCCUACACACACACACACACACACACACACACACACACACACACUGUAAUUACCGUUAUUGAGCAUUUGUCAUUUGCCACUGUUUUGGGCACUUCACACUACCUCCUCAUCUUUCAUCUUCACAGAAUAUUGAAAAAUAGACUCAAGUAGGAAUAUCAUCCUAUAGUCAUAGGAUUCUUUUUUAAUGUGGAAACUGAGGCCCAAAAGGGUCUGGAGGACUUGCUUGGAAUCAUGUCCAAGUAAGUGGCAGGGUAGAGGUUCAAAUCAAUCAGUGUCUCUCUGACUCUUGUGUUUUUGCAAUGACAUGAUGCACAACAGUCACAAUUCAAGUUCCCAUGCACACAAAUUACACAAAUCACAGGUCAUUCUGCAGUUGGUUCCAUGAAUAAAGUAUUGGGCUCUCAAUCAUGAGGUCUUGAGUUUGAUCCUUGGCAUCACAUAUGCUAGAGUGAUGCUCUGGUUCUGUCUCUCUCUUUCUCUCAUUAAUUAAAAAAAUAAACAUAUCACAGAAGUACUCAAAUGCCUUCAUAGUAUACACAGAGCACUGGCAGAAGUCACAACCACAUACUAUACACACAGAUACUUUCAGUCAGCAUACAUAGGUCCAUGAGAUAAACCAAACCACUAGAAUUCUAGUUAUAGGUACUCAUUUGGCUAAAUGAAUGGCUACACAGAACACAUGCAUUCAGUAGAUACUGUAGACCCCCCUCAGGAUCCAGGGACCACAAAUGUGCACAUAACUACACCUGCACACAGGUGUACACAGAUGCCAGCCAAUAUCUACUAAGUCAUAAGGCCUGGUAUUGGGUAUAUGAAUGUCCCACAGCAGUGAUAAGUGAAUUAUAUUCAGUCAGUUAGAGUCAAAGAUUCAAUGCAUAAACCACUGGGUUAUCAAGACAGAGUUGCAUCUGGCUAAAGGCUAACUGGCAGCAGAAAGUAUAAAAGACAAAGAGAGUCAUGGUGACAGUAGAGUGGUGAGAAGAAUUUUUUUGGCCUCCAAGGUUAUCACUGGGGCUUGGUGCCUGCACUACGAAUUCACUUCUCCUGUGAUCAUCUUUUUUUCAUUGUUGUAUUUAUUGCUAUUAUUGUUGUUGCUGCUGCUGUUGUUGGAUAGGACAGAGAGAAGUUGAGAGGAGAAAGUAAGAUAGAGAGGGGGAAACCCUGGUGGCAGUCAGUCUGUCACCUCUAGAGGGGUGGUAUGAGCUAGCUCUCAGUGCUGUAAUGCUUGGGAGUCAGGCAGUAGCACAGCAGGUUAAGCGCAUGUGGCGCAAAGUGCAAGCCGGUUUGAGCCCCCGGGUCCCCACCUGCAGGGGAGUCGCUUCACAGGUGGUGAAGCAGGUCUGCAGGUGUCUAUCUUUCUCUCCCCCUCUCUGUCUUCUCCUCCUUUCUCCAUUUCUCUCUGUCCUAUCCAACAACGACGACAUCAAUAACAACAAUAAUUACAACAACAAUAAAAAACAAGGGCAACAAAAGGGAAAAUAAAUAAAUAUUUAAAAAAAGAUAGAGGGGGGAGAGAAAGAUAGACAGACACCCGUAGAUCUGCUUCAAUGCUUGUGAAGCGCCCCCCUGCAGGUGGGGAGUCAGGGACUCGACCCUGGAUCCCUGUACCAGUCCAUGUGCUUCACACUAUGUGCACUUAACCUGGUGCGUUACCACCUGGCCCCCAAGAAGAGUUUUUUUUUUUGGCCUCCAGGGUUAUUGCUGGGGCUCAGUGCCUGAAUCCACUACUCUUGGAAGUUAUUUUUUCCCUUUUGUUGCCCUUGUUGUUUAUCAUUGU